This is a messenger RNA of Echinops telfairi (small Madagascar hedgehog), 1054 nucleotides long. RefSeq names its product serine and arginine rich splicing factor 7 (gene SRSF7). The transcript is spliced from 8 exons. Gene Ontology annotation, biological process: mRNA splicing, via spliceosome. The record is from RefSeq and is a predicted model, not a curated record. Gene Ontology annotation, cellular component: nuclear speck. The coding region runs from base 92 to 808 and encodes 238 amino acids. Lineage: Eukaryota; Metazoa; Chordata; Mammalia; Afrosoricida; Tenrecidae. Gene Ontology annotation, molecular function: RNA binding; zinc ion binding.
UCGUAGCGCCGCUAGGACCGUUGGCGAGUCGGGCUGUGCUCGUCACGACCUGGGCACUGCGAGCUGCGAGCGAGCACGCGGGCCAGUCGUCAUGUCGCGUUACGGGCGGUACGGAGGAGAGACCAAGGUGUAUGUUGGUAACCUGGGGACCGGUGCUGGCAAAGGAGAGUUAGAAAGGGCUUUCAGCUAUUAUGGUCCCUUAAGAACAGUGUGGAUCGCAAGAAACCCUCCAGGAUUUGCCUUUGUGGAAUUUGAAGAUCCCAGAGAUGCAGAAGAUGCAGUACGUGGACUGGAUGGGAAGGUAAUCUGUGGUUCUCGAGUGAGAGUUGAGCUGUCAACAGGCAUGCCUCGCCGAUCUCGUUUUGAUAGGCCACCUGCUCGCCGUCCCUUUGAUCCUAAUGAUAGAUGUUAUGAGUGUGGAGAAAAGGGACAUUAUGCUUAUGAUUGCCACCGUUACAGCCGACGAAGGAGAAGCAGGUCAAGGUCUAGAUCACAUUCGAGAUCCAGGGGAAGGCGCUAUUCUCGUUCACGCAGCAGGAGCAGAGGACACAGGUCCAGAUCUGCAUCUCCUCGACGAUCUAGAUCUGUAUCUUUGCGUAGAUCAAGAUCGGCUUCGCUCAGACGGUCUAGAUCCGGUUCUAUAAAAGGAUCGAGGUAUUUCCAAUCUCGUUCAAGGUCACGAUCCAGAUCCCGGUCUCUUUCACGACCAAGAAGCAGCCGAUCAAAGUCCAGAUCACCAUCUCCAAAAAGAAGUCGUUCCCCAUCAGGAAGUCCGCGCAGAAGUGCAAGCCCUGAAAGAAUGGACUGAAGCUCUCAAGUUCAUCUUUUGGGAAAAGUUAUUUUGUUUACAUUAUUAUAAGGGAUUUGUGAUGUCUGUAAAGUGUAACUGAGGAAUGGUAUUCGAACCAUCUAAUCAAAAUGGAUCUGGAUUAUUACUCUGUAAAUUCACAGCAGUAAGAUAAUAUACAUUUUUGUUGAAUGUAGCUAACAUCCUAUGAUCUGAACGUGUGGGGUUUUUAUUUGGCACAUUUAAAUAAAAUGUUUCUAACUAGAA